This is a messenger RNA of Pterocles gutturalis (yellow-throated sandgrouse), 659 nucleotides long. RefSeq names its product vaccinia related kinase 3 (gene VRK3). Gene Ontology annotation, molecular function: ATP binding; protein serine/threonine kinase activity. Gene Ontology annotation, biological process: signal transduction; peptidyl-serine phosphorylation. NCBI's taxonomy places the organism in Eukaryota, Metazoa, Chordata, Aves, Pterocliformes, Pteroclidae. The record is from RefSeq and is a predicted model, not a curated record. Gene Ontology annotation, cellular component: cytoplasm; nucleus. The annotation marks the transcript as partial. The transcript is spliced from 7 exons.
CACAGUCAGCAUCUGGAACCUGUCCUCAAAAGCAAAGAUACUCCCUCAAACUUGAUGUCAAAGAUGGCAAGAUCUACAAUGAACAGAACUUCUUCCAGCGAGCUGCGAAGGCAGGCACAGUGGAGAAGUGGAAGAAGUGGCAUGCUGUGCCGUUGCUGGGAAUCCCCACUUGCGUUGGCUUUGGACUGCAUGCAGACAGCUACAGGUUUUUGGUGUUCUCUGACUUAGGGAGAACUCUUCAGUCUGUCCUGAAUGAUGGCUUAAACAUACUGAGGGAGAAGGCAGCUUUUCAGAUUGUAGUCCGGCUGCUAGACUGCCUGGAGUACAUUCAUGAAAAUGAGUACGUGCAUGGGGACAUCACAGCUGAGAACGUCUAUUUGAACCCAGUGGACCUCACACAGGUGACCCUGGCAGGCUAUUGCUUUGCAUUCCGUUACUGCCCGGGAGGGAAGCAUGUGGCUCAGCGUGAAGGCAGCAGGACCCCUCAUGAAGGCACGAUCGAGUUUAUCAGUCUGGACAGCCACAAGGGAGUGGGACCAUCUUGCCGGAGUGACUUGGAAUCUCUGGGCUACUGUCUUCUGAAAUGGCUCUGUGGCUUCUUGCCUUGGUCUGAUGAGCUGGACAAAGUAGAAACUGUGAUGGAGAAGAAAGAAAAGUAG